This is a messenger RNA of Panicum virgatum (switchgrass), 2459 nucleotides long. RefSeq lists its product as uncharacterized. The record is from RefSeq and is a predicted model, not a curated record. The coding region runs from base 169 to 1881 and encodes 570 amino acids. NCBI's taxonomy places the organism in Eukaryota, Viridiplantae, Streptophyta, Magnoliopsida, Poales, Poaceae. Gene Ontology annotation, molecular function: DNA binding. The transcript has 7 exons.
CGCCCCACACGCACACCACGCUCCUCCUCCUCCUUUCCACCGCGCAGGGAGCCAAAUCUGUCGCCUCCUCGCCGCCUUCCCUUCCUUUCCGCUCCGGCCGCCGCAAUCCACUCAGGCUCUCAGCUGGGCUCGCCGUUGGGUUCCCCCCUACUCCGCCAACUCCUUCCGAUGGCGCCGCAGCUGCAGUGCUGCCAUUGGAUGUCCUCCUGGCCACGGGUCCAGCAGAUGCCCCCGUGGCCGCGUUCCUCCGACUCGUUGCGGCGGCGGCGGCUCCUGCUCCUCGCGCCGACGCGACGGCCCUGCGACGUCGCGGUCUGCGUGGUCGCGGACGCGGGCCCGGCGCUGGCGCUGGACGGCAGCGCGGGCUCGGUGGGGGUCGAGUUCCUGACGGAGGAGCAGGAGGACGUGGACGAGAGGGAGAGGCUCAGGCGGAUGCGAAUAUCGCAGGCGAACAAGGGUAACACGCCGUGGAACAAGGGCAGGAAGCAUAGCCCAGAGACGCUUCAGCGGAUUCGCGAGAGAACCAGGAUUGCGAUGCAGGACCCCAAGGUUAAGAAAAAGCUGAUGAAUCUGGGGCAUGCACAGAGUGAGGAGACACGAGUGAAGAUAUCAGAGGGGGUGAGGCGAGGCUGGAGUUUGCGUCUGCAGAGAUUAAUGGUGCAGGAUGGCUGCUUUGUGGAGUGGAGGGACAUGGUAGCUGAUGCAGCUAGAAAAGGCUUUGCUGGUGAGGUUAGCCUCCAAUGGAAUUCAUAUAAAAUCUUGACUGAUCAAAUGCAGCAAGAGUGGUUGGGGUAUCUCCAAAAAAGGAGAUCAAUGCCAAGGCCAAGAGGUAACAGACGAGCACCAAAAACUCCUGAGCAGAGGAGAAAAAUUGCAGAAGCUAUUGCUGCAAAGUGGUUGGAUCAAGAAUAUCGUGAACGUGUUUGUAGUGGAAUUGCUAGCUACCAUGGAUCAUGUACUGGCACUAAAACACCAAGAAAGCCAAGGCCUGCUGAAGGACCAUGUGUAAAGAGAGAGUCUACGAAAAAGAAAUCUAUGCAAGAUAGAGCUGUGGGCUUAGAGGAUGCUCAUGGAAAAGGGGCAACUGUUAAGAGAAAGAAAAGUGCAACUCCCUACAAAGAUCCGAUGGCAGGUGAAAAAUUGGAGAUGUUAUCAAAGAUUCGAGCUCAAAGGGUAGCACUAGCAAUAGAAAAGGAAGAAGCUAUUAAAAGGGCUAGAUCACUGAUUGCAGAAGCAGAAAAGGCUGCGGAUGCCCUGGAAACUGCUGCAGCAAUGAGCCCUUUUGCUCAAGCAUCACUUAUAGAAGCUAGAAAGCUUGUUACAGAGGCAAGAGUAUCACUUGAAUGUGUUGAUCAUGAAGGGUCUCCAGAAAAUGCUUCUGAUGAUAUUUCAGAGGACUCAGGUUUAUUGGACCCUGACCACGGACUGGAGACACAGAAUGAAAACAAUGUGUUGUACCAAGACAAUAAACCUGUAAAUGGGAUAAAAUUUCCGCCAAGCAAUGGUAAAGGCAUUGGUUUCCAUUUUGAUGUAUCUGCAUUCACCGGAAUAAAACAACUAUAUCAGAGAAUAGAGAAUUCCAUGGAAAGAGCUUUUCUUCUUCCUGCAGCUUCAUCAAAGCAAGCUGUGAAUGGAGAUUUCAGAAUAAUAGAUUUUCAAGUUAGGCAAUCAAUGGUCAAUGAUAUGGCAAACAAUGAUUGCAUAGCAGCUGAAUCAACUGAUCUUCCGGGGACAUCAGGAGAAGAUGCUCCCAGGUCUGUAGAAAAUUCUGAAACAAGAGAAGAUUGUUCUCCGGGUAUACUGGAAGAAGACACACCUUCAUCUGAUGAAAAGGCUACGAUGAGAUGGGUAUGCGGAAGGCUGGUUAAAGUAGAAAAAUGAAUUUGAGGUUUUGCGCGAGGAGGAAUUUGCGCCAGUGAAGAAUGCUAAUGGUGCAACCUAUGACACUCCUGAUAGUGCCAGAUUAAUGCUGCUUUGGCUUCAUAGCUGAUGGGUGGUUGCUGCUGGUGUCUUCUUGACAUAUUCUGUGCCCUUGUAUAUGACAGGCAUUGAAGUUUCUCCACUUUGUUCUUAUGCUGGAGAGAAUCUAGAAGCCAUAUCCGAGGAAGGACAUUCCAUGCACCAAGUGAGAUUUCAUUCUAGGCAUAGUAGUUGUUGGAAGCAACAAUCAGAAUACAGGAAGAAGAUAUCUGCCCAAUUUUGAUCUCAACAUGACAACUAUUGCAAAUAGGAUGUUUAUAUUAGUCAACUCUUGACUAUUGUAUGUUAUGCAAGCACCAACUAUUGUAAUGCAGCGCUCGAAGUUGCCUUCUUUCUCCCCUAGCAUUAAUGUGUAUUGCAUUCUCAUGUGCUGCUCAAAUGUAGAGUAUGGGAUUCUUUUGUGUAAUAUCUGUCGAAAGCAGCAUAUUUGUCAAAUACAUAUUAUCUUUGCGCAAUUCUAAUUCUUGAUUCUAUGCUAU